Molecule: messenger RNA, 1084 nt
Organism: Salvia splendens (bonfire salvia)
Lineage: Eukaryota; Viridiplantae; Streptophyta; Magnoliopsida; Lamiales; Lamiaceae
Product: cold-regulated 413 plasma membrane protein 2
Exons: 2
Coding region: 354-953 (199 amino acids)
Cellular component (GO): membrane
Source: RefSeq, a predicted model, not a curated record
AAUACGUCGCCCAAGAUAUGUUCAUAUAACGAAAGAAACAUGUGUAUAAAUUAUAAAAUUAUAGCAAAAAUUAAAAUCAGAUAUAUAUAAGCAUAUUUGCAUAACAAAAUUCCAACUUAAUUACUCCCCUACUACUAAUUCUACUAUAAAUGAAGGUUUUUGGAUUAUGAAGCAUAACUAUAAAUGAAGGUGGCAUCCACAAACAGUUAGGAUCCGUAAAAGCGCAGUGGUUUGUGCAUCAAGUAUGUGGCCCCCACUAUCCUUCCCCAAUAUAAAGUGUGAUGAUUAUUCUUCGUUUUAGAAUCAUACCACGAUAGCAGAGUUUUACUGAAGUACUAUCAAAGACACAGAGAAUGAGGCGGAUUGAUUACCUAUCGAUGAGAGCCGAAGCAGAAGCCGCUGCAUUGUUGGACGCCGACUUGAACGACCUCAAGGCUGCCGCCACAAAACUCCUCAGCCACGCCACCGAUUUCGGCGCAGGCACUUCCUUCUUCAAAUGGCUCGCCUCCUUCGCCGCCAUAUACCUAUUGAUCCUGGAUCGGACGAACUGGAGAUCGAACAUGCUCACCUCGCUCCUCAUCCCCUACAUCUUCUUCAGUUUGCCACACUCGCUCUUCAAAUUUCUGAGGGGAGAGGUCGGUGCGUGGAUCGCCUUCGUCGCGGUUGUGCUCCGCCUCUUCUUCCCCCGCCACUUCCCCGAAUGGCUGGAGAUGCCGGGAUCAUUGAUUCUCCUGCUCGUGGUUUCGCCGGAGUUCUUCGCUCAUACUCUGAAAGAUGACUGGAUGGGCGUAGCGAUUUGUCUCGCGAUCGGCUGUUAUCUAUUGCAGGAGCACAUCAGAGCAAGUGGCGGAUUCCGGAACUCGUUAACGCAGAGCCAUGGCAUAUCCAACACCAUGGGGAUUAUCCUCCUCUUGAUCUUCCCUAUUUGGGCUCUGUUAACACGCCUCCUUUGAUACUCGCACAAAAAUGGUCAUUAUUAGAUUUAUUGGAUAUCUUUGAAUUAGAUUUAUUGGCAACAUUAUUAGAUUUAUUAAUAUUUUUUUAUAUUUAGUCUAAUUUUUAUUACGUACAUACGUCCAUCAAU